This is a messenger RNA of Neurospora tetrasperma FGSC 2508, 1735 nucleotides long. RefSeq lists its product as uncharacterized. Lineage: Eukaryota; Fungi; Ascomycota; Sordariomycetes; Sordariales; Sordariaceae. The record is from RefSeq and is a predicted model, not a curated record. The transcript has a single exon. Gene Ontology annotation, molecular function: RNA binding. Bases 158 to 1624 code for a protein of 488 amino acids.
AGCAAUUGGGGAAUCUCAGCGUCAAUGCGCGGCUGUCCCCCUUCUAUAGACAUUGCAAAUUUGAGGAAUCAACAACUCUGAUUUUGUUGCUAUUUCCAAUAUUUUUUUUCUCUUGCCUAUUGAUACUAUCUCGGCCGAUACGCUAAAGCCAGCCAGAAUGGCAGCAACAAAAGACCUCGAGACCGCCUCCGCGCAGGAGUCCGCUCCCAUCGACGCCAUGGACACCACCGCCGAUCUCGCUUCCGAGAAGAAGUCCAAGAAGGAGAAGAAAGAGAAGAAGGAUAAAUCCUCCAAGAAGCGCAAGGCCACAGAGGAGCCUGCCGAGUCUACUGAAUCGGCCGAAACCGUCGACGCCAUGGACACCACCGCCGAUGCCGCCGCCGCCGCCUCCUCCGACGAGAAACCCAAGAAAUCUUCCAAGAAGCGCAAGGCCGAGCUCACCGAAAUCGAAAUCGACGUCACCGCCCCCGAGCCUCCCUCCAAGAAAGCCAAGCGUCUGCUCAAGAAGGGCAAGACCCUCCCUACCAAGCCCUCCUCCGACAAGGGUGAUGACUCCGACGACUCGGAUAACGAAACCGCCGCCAAGGACGGCGACAAGACGAAAAAGAAGAAGGAAAAGAAGGAACGGUCCCCCCACGGCGUCUGGAUCGGCAACCUGCGCUUCACCGUCACCAAGAGCGAACUGAAGCAAUGGCUCGUCGACAACAGCGGCGGCUCCAUCACGCCCGAGUCCAUCACGCGCGUGCACAUGCCCACGGCCAAGGCGCAGCCCGGCCAGCCCAAGAAGGAGAAGCCCGAGAACCGCGGUUUCGCCUACGUCGACUUUGAUUCGCUGGCCACCAAGGUCGCCGCCAUUGCUCUCAGCGAGACCGAGUGGUACAAGCGCAAGUUGUUGAUCAAGGACGCGACGUCGUUCGAGGGACGGCCGGAGAAGAAGAAGGAGGAGGAGGAGGGGGAUGCCAAGGGCGCUGCUGCUGGUGGAAAGAAGGACGAGGCGCUAGUAGGCGGCAAGUUCGCCGGCUCAACCAAGAUCUUUGUCGGUAACCUCUCGUUUGACACGACCGAGGACGACUUGCGCAACCACUUUGACAAGUGCGGUGCCAUCCGGUGGGUCAAGGUGGCCACGUUUGAGGACAGCGGCAAGUGCAAGGGGUACGGGUGGGUGAACUUUGAGGAGGGCGAAGCCGCGCAGUGGGCGGUCAAGGGGUUCGUCAAGAUCCGCGAGGAGAUUCCCGAGUUGGAGGACUUUAUGGAUGAAGACCAAAAAGCCGAAGCCGAAGCCAACGACGGUGACAACGCGGACGCGGAAAAGACAAAGGAAAAGAAGGAAACGGAAAAGAGGAUAAAGACCCGCAAGUGGUGGGUCAACCAGCUACAUGGCCGCACCCUCAAGAUCGAGUUGGCCGAGGACGACAAGACGAGAUAUGACAAGCGGUUCCGAGGCAAGGGCGCUGCUGGCGGCAAGAAGCAAGGACAAGACGGUGGUGAGAGGCCACAGAGGGUUCCUUACAAGAAGAGGGAAGAGGGAGAUAAUGGUCAAAUCAAGACGGCUCAGGAUAUUAGUGUUGCCAGACUUACUGGUGCGCCUGUUGCUCACCAGGGCAAGAAGACUACCUUUGAGUAAAAAGGACGAGUGUCCUGUCGAUCUGGUCCGGGCUUUUCUUCUUGGGUCCGGCGGAAGAGAGAGAAAAAUAUGGGUUUGAAUCAUGUCGCCACGGUUCUGUGUGUCCGGUGG